Messenger RNA from Dentiscutata heterogama, 1956 nucleotides. The record is from the annotation of a GenBank genome assembly. Lineage: Eukaryota; Fungi; Glomeromycota; Glomeromycetes; Diversisporales; Gigasporaceae.
AUGGAACUUGACAUCUCUCAAGGUUCUACUUCGGCGGCCCAAACUACUUCUUCUAAAAAAGAAAAAGGAAAGGCUACUGCCCAAAUUUAUGCAGAAGCAAAGAAUACUGCUGACUAUUCUUUGCCAGUUCUUUCUGUGUACAAACAAAAGUAUGUAAGCAUUUCGCGUGCUCUCGAUACUGCAGAGGCUAAAAUUGAAAAAGUCUCAAAAAGUGUAGUUGGUAGUCUACACGACUUAAAAUUAAAAGUACCAGGAAAAAUUGAGUCCGAAGUUGUAACCAAAAUCAACACAGAAGUACAUGAGAAGCUCCAAGAGCAUUGUGUAGCUACAUUGACUGAUAAGGGGAUUGAAAACCAUACCGUCCCCAAGAAUGAACCCGAAAAAUACUGGAUAGAUAUGACCAGUAAUAUCGCGAAGUUCAACUAUGAUGAGUUUGUAAAAUUUGCUGAUACGUUUCAGGCCAAAAAAAUAUUGGGAGAUACUCCUUCCAUGGUAGGCAAUGAUAAUGAUAGUGAUAUAACUAUACUAUCAGAAAAUACUAACUCAGAUAUUUGGGAACAUACAGAACCAAUCAAAACGUCCAAAGGGCCCAAAGCCGAAAGGCAAAAAACCCCAAAAGGCCAAUACCAAAAAGGCUGGCAAGAAAUAAAGAAACAAUUCAAAAAUAGUUUAAAUAAAGCUAAAACGAAUGAUGUAUCUUUAUUUUAUGUAAACGAAAAAAUUUUAGAUUUUAGCUUUGAUAUAAUAUCUCGUCAAAGCAUUAAUAAAAUAAAUAAAAAUAAUUUUCAAAACAAGUCAAAGUUUGGUAUAAAUAAAAAGCUUGAAAAAGCCUUUGAUUUUUUGGUUGAGAAUAAUUUAGUAUCAAAUCAUUUACAUAGAUGUGGUUAUAUUCUUCCUAACUCAAUUAAACUUAUAAAUGAAGUUGAAAAAUUGAAGUUACCAGUUACUGCUAGUCUGUAUACGUGGGAUAUUAGUAGUAUGUAUACAAAUAUAGAUCUAGACGAUUUGUAUAUAAGAUUAGAAGAAAUGUUACUUAUGUUAAAAGUACCUAAAACAAUCGUCGAUUUUGAUAUUAAUUUAUUAAAAUGGAUUAACUCAAAUUCUUUCAUCAAAUACCAAAAUAAUUGGUAUAAACAAUAUAAAGGACUAGCUAUGGGUAGUUCAGUCUCACCAGUAGCAGCCAAUUUGUAUAUGGAAAGAAUUCUCAUCGAUGCAUUUGGCCCUCUCGAUAAUAAAAUAUUUAAUAGUGUUUUAUACGUAAGGUCAUAUCUAGAUGAUGUUAUUGCAAUCUUAGAUGAUGCCUAUGGUUGCGAUUUCGUGGCUAAUAGGAUUGAAGCUUGUGCUAUUCCUUCAAACUUCGAGUUAGAAGGUACCUGUGCAAAUAAAAUUAAUUUUCUAGAUUUAACUCUAGAAAUGGGUAUUAGUUUGCACGAGGAUACCAGCUAUAAUUAUGGAUACGUGUUGGUUUCGCCAUAUAAUAAACCAACUAAUGUCCAUGCUUACACAGAUACUCAAUCCUUUUAUCCAUAUAAUUAUCGCUACUCCUGGAUACAGGGUGAAAAUAUUCGUCUUAUCCGUAACUCUGGUGACCUUAAAUCUUAUAAUAAUGCUUUACAUGAAUUUAAGUAUUUUUUAAGAAAUAGGAAAUAUCCCAUAAUUGAAAUUAAUAAUUUUCUAAGUAAAAAUGAUUAUAACCAGAGAGAAGCAUUACUAAAGGUAUUAAAAUAUAAAGAUAAUGAAUUUAUUAAUAAAGUCGACUUUAUAUUACCUUUAAAUAAUACUCCAGAAAGAGCGAUACUUGUUAAAAUGUUAAAACAAGUUUUAAAGAUAUAUAACUGCAACGCUUCGGUACAGUCUAAUCGAGUACUUAGAAUCGCAUUACUUGUUAGAAGCGGACAAGCAAUAAUUGAUAUACUAAAUAAAGCAAAAAAGAAGGUUUUACAUACUCAUCUGUAA